CCUGCAGCACACACUCCAAGCUACAUUCGAGGUGACAGCAAUGAAUCCUGAAGGUUAUCCGUGUGAGGUUGCUCCACUGCAAGGGGGGAGGUAUGAUGAGUUACCUGCACAGUCCAGUGCACCUACGAUGGUUCAGUUCACCACUGUGAACAUCACCACUGAGCCCCCCCAAGAUCACAUCAUCUGGUCCUUGUGCAGCUUGGUCUAUUUAAACCCUUUCUGCCUUGGACUGGCAGCGCUCAUCUACUCUAUUAAGGCCAGAGACAGGAAGGUGGUUGGAGACCUGGAGGGUGCCCGACACUACGGCUCCACUGCCCGCUGCCUCAACAUCAUUUCCACCGUGCUGACUUCCAUCGGAAUCCUUGUUUUGAUUAGAAUUUUCGUUGGGUUGACCAAUUUCCUCAUGAGCCUAAAAUUCACUUAG
Scomber japonicus (chub mackerel) is the source of this 424-nucleotide messenger RNA. Its product is annotated as dispanin subfamily A member 2b-like. Bases 41 to 424 code for a protein of 127 amino acids. The transcript has 2 exons. The record is from RefSeq and is a predicted model, not a curated record. NCBI's taxonomy places the organism in Eukaryota, Metazoa, Chordata, Actinopteri, Scombriformes, Scombridae. Gene Ontology annotation, cellular component: plasma membrane.